UCUCUAUAAAUAACCUCAACUCUCUUACCUACCACGAGACCCCCAUGCCACAUUCCUGUCUUUCCAUGGCCAGUCGGCAGCGGAGGUUAUUAAAACAAAUCAGAAAACAAAGACGAGGCAAAACCCUGAGUCUGUGCUGUUGUAACAGCAGCUCCCACCACCACUGCUUCAGUGCAACAGCAUGAAGUCACUGCGCUUCCUUGCUGCCGAAGGCUUCGCGGAGUCGGGUUCAAGCGCUCUGGACAACCUCCACUCGGUGUCUUUCAACCUCUACCCGCUUCUCUUCAAGGCCUGCUACCUCCAUGAGCAGGCUGCACUGCUGCGUGCACUGGUCCAGACAUGGCCUCUUCCUGACAUCAAUCUACAAAGACUCCUGGGAAAGACACUCGACUGUCAGACGGACCUGACCUCUCGCACCUGUCGGCUUUGUCUGGAAGCGGUUCUGAUUGGCUUGAAGGAUUAUGUGUUGUCUCCUACAAGAACAUAUGCCAAGCGCCUGCAUACAGUGGACCUCACUGCACUAAAAGACACUCAGCACCAGGUGUGCCCCUGCCGGUCCACCCUAGGCCGCUGGGCACGAACCCAGCUCCUCACACAAAUGUGCUAUGAAACCAUGGUGGCCAUGCAAGCCAACGACGUGUCCCGAUCUGCCUUUGAAACGUCUGUUGAUGUUCGCCUCAAUGGCUUUGUCACGGGCCGCAAUUACGAGCUGGUAGCUCAGGCUUUCCUCCUCCUCCGCCACUGUCCACUCAAGCUUCGCUUUGUCAGUUUUCGGGCUGAUUCACUUGCUCUGAAGCAGCUCUUCUAUGUUCUUCGACUAGCAGAGCCUGAGUCCAUGAUAAAGUUGGAGGUGGUCCACAACGUUCCCCUGGAGGCCACACACCUGGAAGUACUGCUGUCCAGGGUAGAAUUCCCAAAACUGCAGUCUCUGACCCUGCCAGCCGGGGCUUUGGAUUAUAGAAGGCUGGGGUCGGAUGAUGAUGAUUCACUGGCCACCAUUGGCAAUCUGCUGGCACAGCUGAGGAGCCUCACCGAGCUCUGUGUUGGUUUCUCGACCCUCACUGGACACUUGCGCAGGCUGUUAUAUCCCCUCAGCACUCCACUGCAGUGCUUGGAGUUGGCUAACUGUUGCCUGAACCGAGUAGACAUGACGUACCUGGCCAACAGCCUCCACAGUGAAGCUCUGGUCCACCUGGACAUCAGUGGUCAUGACAUCUUCACAUCUUUUUCUGCAGCUUUUCAGAAAUUGCUCAGUCAUUGCUCAGCCACACUAAUCAGCCUGGUGGUGGAAGAAUGUAACAUAGAGGAUGGACACAUGGAUGACUUCAUUAGUUCUCUAGCUUCUUGUCAGGAUCUGGAGGAAGUCAAACUUCUGGGAAACCCUCUAACCUCUGAAGCUCUAAAGAGGCUAUUUUCCUUCUUGUCUGCAGGCUUUCCCAAGUUAAAGUACAUUGAGGUACCAGUUCCCCGGGAGUGUUACUCGGAGGAUGUUACUUAUCCCCUCGAUGAUUCAGACCUGCUGUCUUACAACAGGGAGCUGUUUCAUAAAAUCAGGGACCAGCUCAUGGGCAUUCUGGAAGGGGCUGGUAGGGGGAAUGUGGAGGUGUGCACCCCACUCAUGGGGGCCUAUGAUCCAGACAUAAAUGAAACUAGCAAUGAGCUGGGAGUGACGAUGCUGAAAUCUUUUAACAGUGUCAUUGGAAAUUUCAUAGGUACUAUAACAGAUGUAGACAACAGGCGAUCACAUUCUCAGAAAGAUAAUGAAUGAGAUUUAGAUAGAAAAGGGUCAAACUGUGGAAAUUAAACCUCACACAUGUGCAUGUGCUUCGUUA
Messenger RNA from Betta splendens (Siamese fighting fish), 1832 nucleotides. RefSeq names its product leucine rich repeat containing 14B (gene lrrc14b). The record is from RefSeq and is a predicted model, not a curated record. Lineage: Eukaryota; Metazoa; Chordata; Actinopteri; Anabantiformes; Osphronemidae. Gene Ontology annotation, cellular component: cytoplasm. Gene Ontology annotation, biological process: negative regulation of DNA-templated transcription; positive regulation of cell population proliferation; negative regulation of apoptotic process. The transcript is spliced from 3 exons. The coding region runs from base 182 to 1768 and encodes 528 amino acids.